Messenger RNA from Paramecium octaurelia, 348 nucleotides. Lineage: Eukaryota; Ciliophora; Oligohymenophorea; Peniculida; Parameciidae. The record is from the annotation of a GenBank genome assembly.
AUGGAGAUUCUGCACUAAUUAACUUUAUUUAGAAUCUUGAAUAAAAAAUAGAUUAAGGAACAACUUAAUAGAAAAUUUAGUAAAAAUAACUAAGAGAUGACUAGUAUUGAUGAAGAAGUUAAAUAAAUUAUGUCAAAGCUACUGGAGAUUAGGGAAUAGAAGAUAUUAAGAUUAUCAUAAGCUCAGAUUCAUAUUCUGUCAAGGGUUAACAGUUUGAUUAAGAAAAAGAGAGCAGGGCCAAGUAAAUUCUUAGAAGAGGGGAAACUUAGGAUUAAGAUCUCAAGUUCUCUUAUAAGUAAAUCCUAUAUGAGUUAUGUAAACAGAGGAUACAUGUUAUCAACUUUAUGA